GUUGGCUUGGCUGCUGACCGUAGCACCACGCCGAGCAGCGGGAGACUGAAAACCCGGGCGGACGCUGAAUUCGCCUGUUUGGCUCCCAGGUCCCUUUCCUUCUCGUCCCGUCUGCCAGCGGGGUUUUCUGGGCAGCUGAGUGAGCACCCAACGGAAAGCAAGAGCUUUGCCGUCUCCGCUUGGAGAGGCGCGCCGGGCGCUGAGAAGGGGGAAGGACCGUGCCCCGGGGGCGGAGGGGCGCGGGCGCGUUUGCGGGCGAAGAGGAAGUUAAGCUCGGUGGAGAAGACUGGCAUUUCAGGACGCCUUGAAACCACCGCCGGGGCCCUGGGAACGGAGUAAACUUCACCGUAGCCUUGAAAGCGUGCGCGUGGACGAUGCCGGGUAUCUCCCUCCGCUCCUGAAAGUCAGCCCCGCUUCCUCGACACCCCAGUCCACAGCCCGCCGCUGCCGAGAGCUCGGGGCAGCGCACGUGUGCAGACGGGGAGUGACCGCGCCGUGACCCGCCCAGGGGCAAGGGCGUCGGCCGCAGCGCAGUCCAGAAUUGGACGCACCUGGCCCGGACCGUGCGCUUUUUCAGAGACUUGCACGGGAGCGCGGGGCUCCCCAAGUGAUCGUCUCUUCACCUCCCCUCCAGCCUGGGCUAUUUGGGGGCGCCCCCGGACGACCAUGAGAGAUAAGGACUGAGGGCCAGGAAGGGGAAGAGAGCCCGCUGAGAGGUGGCGGGGGCUGAGCACACCAAGGGCCACAGCGGCCUCGCUCCGGCCUCGCCCCGCAGCUCGACGCCUCGCGGGCCCCGCGGGGGUAGCCCGGCCGGGCUGGGAUGCCGGGGCUGGGGCGGAGGGCGCAGUGGCUGUGCUGGUGGUGGGGGCUGCUGUGCAGCUGCUGCGGGCCCCCGCCACUUUGGCUGUCCCUGCCCGAAGCGGCGGCCGCCACCGCCGCGGGACAGCUGCUGGUGGACGGCGGGAGCCCUACCGGUGCGGAGCCGCGGCCGCUGCCGCAGUCCUCGUCCUCGGGCUUUCUGUACCGGCGGCUCAAGACGCACGAGAAGCGCGAGAUGCAGAAGGAGAUCUUGUCGGUGCUGGGGCUCCCGCACAGGCCUCGGCCACUGCACGGCCUCCAACAACCGCAUCCCCCAGCCCUCCCGCAGCAGCAGGCGGAGGAUCCCCCUCCGGGGCGGCUGAAGUCCGCGCCCCUCUUCAUGCUGGAUCUGUAUAACGCCCUGUCCACCGACGACGAGGAGGACGGGGCAUCGGAGGAGAGCGGGCGACAGCCUUGGCUGCACCGAGGGGCCAGCUCGUCCCAACUCCGGCAGCCGUCUCCGGGCGCUACACCCCAGUUCCACCGCAAGAGCCUCCUAGCCCCGGGUCCCGGCGGGGCUGGCGGCGCUUCUCCGCUGACCAGCGCGCAGGACAGCGCCUUCCUCAAUGACGCGGACAUGGUUAUGAGCUUUGUGAACCUGGUGGAGUACGACAAGGAAUUCUCCCCUCGCCAGCGACACCACAAAGAGUUCAAGUUCAACUUAUCCCAGAUUCCUGAGGGUGAGGCGGUGACGGCUGCAGAAUUCCGCAUCUACAAGGACUGUGUUGUGGGCAGUUUUAAAAACCAAACUUUUCUUAUCAGCAUUUAUCAAGUCUUACAGGAGCACCAGCACAGAGACUCUGACCUAUUUUUGUUGGACACUCGAGUUGUGUGGGCCUCAGAAGAAGGCUGGCUGGAAUUUGACAUCACAGCCACUAGCAACCUGUGGGUGGUGACCCCACAGCACAACAUGGGACUCCAGCUGAGUGUGGUGACGCGAGAUGGACUCCACAUCAACCCACGCAUGGCAGGCCUGGUGGGCAGAGACGGCCCUUAUGACAAGCAGCCCUUCAUGGUGGCCUUCUUCAAAGUGAGUGAGGUCCACGUGCGCACCACCAGAUCCGCCUCCAGUCGGCGCCGACAACAGAGUCGCAAUCGCUCCACUCACUCCCAAGAUGUGUCCCGGGUCUCCAGUGCUUCAGAUUACAACAGCAGUGAAUUGAAAACAGCCUGCAGGAAACAUGAGCUUUAUGUGAGUUUCCAAGACCUGGGAUGGCAGGACUGGAUCAUUGCACCAAAGGGCUAUGCUGCCAACUACUGUGACGGGGAGUGCUCCUUCCCGCUCAACGCCCACAUGAACGCCACCAACCAUGCCAUCGUGCAGACUCUGGUUCACCUUAUGAAUCCCGAGUAUGUCCCCAAACCAUGCUGUGCACCAACAAAACUAAACGCCAUCUCAGUUCUUUACUUUGAUGACAACUCCAAUGUCAUCCUGAAGAAAUACAGGAAUAUGGUCGUACGAGCUUGUGGAUGCCAUUAAAUAAACACCAGUCACCGGGGACACACGUUCCACACAGGAGCCCUCCUCGCCUGCCUUACCAGCCAUACAAGCACAGUGGGAAUGGGAUGGUGAAGCCCAAACCACCUCCUGCUGGUGCCUUAUUGCCCAAGGAUUUUAGAAGGAUCUCAAUGAUUUGAUCACUAGGUAAAAAAACAGGAGCAGUUACGGGUCUGUAAGAAGCUGUUUGGACCUUUGCAGUAUGAGGUCUCGGUAAUGCAAAAUUAGAACUUUGAACAUCCCCCCCCAUUAGUUUUAGCUUUAACUUAGGUCAAGCUAUUCGUGGUAUUAAUGAUCUUUAAGGGUGGACUUGUCACAGAGGAGGUGGGUGGUGUUCCUGUUCACAGAUCUCAUUCCAGAAAGGUUUCAAACAGCCGGGCUAUAAGCAGGGCUCUUGAAGUGCCUUUUUGUUUGUGCUGGAGUUCUAUCAGUUCAAACAACGUGUCCACACCUUCCCCUUCCAGUUGUAUUCUUUGUUGGGACCAAAGUGGUACAGCUAUGGGGGGGAGGGGUAGCCCUCAGUCACGAACAGGUAGUGUGGAAAGCAGUUCUGCACCUCUUCUCUGAGAAGCACCCGGUCCUGUUCACUCCUGCAGCCUUCUGUCUCUUACUGUACAGUAGCUGCCCAUGUUGCAGGGUUAUGUGGGGGAGGGGCACCCUGCCUCCAGGAAAGGGCUGGGGUGUACUGUUUAUGAACCAGAAUCACAAUGUCUCUUAUAGAAAAUGACUCAGAUGGAAUCCUUAGAAUAUUUUUUAAAAAGUCUUCUCACAAUCAUGUACUGGGAAACCAAUUUCAUACUAAACUGAUUAAAUAAUACAUUUAUAAUCUAA
This is a messenger RNA of Perognathus longimembris pacificus (Pacific pocket mouse), 3187 nucleotides long. RefSeq names its product bone morphogenetic protein 6 (gene Bmp6). Gene Ontology annotation, cellular component: extracellular region. Gene Ontology annotation, biological process: SMAD protein signal transduction. The record is from RefSeq and is a predicted model, not a curated record. Gene Ontology annotation, molecular function: growth factor activity; cytokine activity. Lineage: Eukaryota; Metazoa; Chordata; Mammalia; Rodentia; Heteromyidae. The transcript is spliced from 7 exons. Bases 821 to 2338 code for a protein of 505 amino acids.